Messenger RNA from Drosophila eugracilis, 3524 nucleotides. RefSeq lists its product as uncharacterized. Gene Ontology annotation, cellular component: neuron projection membrane. Lineage: Eukaryota; Metazoa; Arthropoda; Insecta; Diptera; Drosophilidae. The record is from RefSeq and is a predicted model, not a curated record. Gene Ontology annotation, biological process: synapse organization.
GCGUGGACGUGACUCGGAUGGAAUAGAGGAAGCCCAAACCGAAACCCAAAGACCAGAAGUCAAUUUUACGCGAUGUCUGAAUAGGAAGGAACUUUGUGCUCGAACGAAAGUCAGAAAAAAGAAAAUGUGAAAGCGGGAAAAAAAUGAAGAAAAAUAUGCAAAAGUGCGAAAACAAAGAGAGGAAAAAUUAAGACAAAGUUAAACCACUUGAUGUCCCCUUGGGUGUCCUGUGUCUUCUCCGUGUCCUCUGUGUCCUGCCGUGCCGCCUGUCGAGUGUCUUUUGCCGAAAUCACUUUUAAAAUUUGUUUGCUCUUUCCGUAUUCAAAUGGAUAUUAGAAUGCCGCGCUGAACUGAACACCCAACGAGCAAGAAACAGGGCCAACACCAAAACAGAGGAUUUCGCCAAGGAUGCGUAAGCGUCCGCCGUAAACGUAAAAAAGGGAUUAUUGUGCAUCAUUUCGGGCAUCAAGAAAGAAAAGAAAGCGUAAGAGGCAGGCGAAGGAGAAAGUAUAUCCUCGAGUCGGAUUAUGCGAUAAAUUGUUACUGAAGUGGCUUAAACGGAUUUGUGCUGUUGAACAAAAUAAGUUUUCGGAAAGACCAAAAAGCCAAAUAAACAAAUUGGAUUACCAUACAAUAAAGUCGAGUUCAGAUGGCAGUUUGUUUGUCUAUGCUGGUGCCACUGCAGCGCCAAUAAAAGUUUACCACUCGACAAAGGCGAAAACACUUAAAUAAAUAUAUAAAUCAAGCAACACAAAAAUAGUGCAAAACUAGAGAGGACAAACGAAGUAAGCAAACAAUGAGACUGCAAGAAAAUCGCUUGAGAAAACGCAUCGAGAAACUUGUGGCCAAAACCCCAUAAAGAAGAAAUGCAGUUUUUUGCUGUUGCAAAUAGAAAAUAAAAUCGAAUGAAAAUAAAGUAAAAUCAAAUAAAAUAAAAUAAACUAAAGGCAAACCGGAUAGAGGUUAGAUGAAAACCCAAAUAGGAGGCAAGCCAAAACCCAGCCCCAAGCGUAUUAAUUCAAUAAACCUAUUUAUCUGAGACUUCGACUGGGAUUUGGAGAAGCCGAGCGGAGAAUGCGACAAAGUUUGCCAGCCAAGACGGCGCAGUGCAAUCAGCAGAUCCUUUCCUUGGUCCUAAGGAGCACGAGGAGCCAGAUUCGAUGCCGCAAACGAGUCCCAAUUGGAGGCAGGCGGACAAUGAGCGCACAAAAGGCGCUGUAAGUGUCAUUGCAGCCAGGAACUGGGCCACUGGGACUGCCACGCAGGACUAGAACCAGAAGAGCAGGAACAGCAAUAGCAGUAGUAAUAGUAGCAGCAGCAGCAGCAGCCUUAGUAGCAGAAGGAACAGAAUCAGCAGUACCAGGACGACGCGUACAACAGCAACGUUGACAACCGAGAUGACAUUGGCAGGACGAGCAGGACGAAUGGGAGGUGGAGCGCCGUGGUGUCGCCGAUUUUUCCAUAUAUCCCGACCAGCAUCUUGGCUGCGCAUCAUCUUCGUCCUUUUGGCCCUACUGGCUCUUGGCUUUGGGAUACAAGUAGCCACCUGCAGUAGUCACGAGCUGGGAACGAAUCCAGAUCCAGUGGUCUUGACACAGGGACUGAAAGUUGCUGAGGGACAGCUUGCGACUACCGCAAGAUCCACUUUGCCAGAUAGGCCAAUGACAACACAAAACGAUCUAAUUACGACAGCCAGCAACUUGACGACAGCAAAAAAGCCAGCAGCAGGAACAGAGGCAGCAUGGAGCUCCACGGCCGUAGUUGCCCCGAGCAUGUCAUCAGCAGAUAUAGCAGGAGAAACGAUAGCAACCAGCCAGUCAGCACAAAUUGGGCUAACUACUCAGGCCACAGAACGGCAAACUGAAGCGCAGACAGUAGUAGCAGGAGCAGCAGCAGCAACAGCAGCAACAGCAGCAACCGCAGCAGCAACAUCAACAGCAGCAGCAACAACUCAGACCGCAGCAGAGAUGCUCAUAUCAACAAUUUACCCAGCAUCAACGGAAACGGAUGUGCACAACUCCAUUGAGCGACAGCCAGGACGAAGUGAAAAGAUGGCGCAUCCGGGUGUCGCUGAUUCAUUGACCAAGGGCUUUUCCAUUCCGACCUUCCUGCCGCCAUUUCCCGUUUUUGCGGCAGCGGAUUUGCCCGCUUACCGUGCCGCUGCCGAUGCCGCUGAGGCGGCUAAGUUGGCUGCGGAGGCCCAGGCCCAGGCACAGGCAGAGGCAGCAAAAACAUCCUCCGAAGCCGUGACAAUGUCGCCGGAGGAGCUGCGCCGGCAAAUGUUUAAUGAGCAGCACUCCUACCUGGCAGCCCAUCGGGAUGGCACGGGGCCACGACGUAACCUCACAAUGCCCGUGCUAAACAUUACCGCCCAGAUGGGAAACCACGCCUACAUGCCAUGUCAGAUACAUCGACUUUCGGAUAAGCCCGUUUCGUGGGUGCGCAUGCGUGAUAACCACAUCAUCAGCGUGGACGAGACCACCUUUAUAGCGGAUGAGAGAUUCCAGUCGAUAUUCCAGGAGGAUCAUGACUACACCUGGUCACUGCAGAUCAAAUACGUGGAGCCCAACGAUGCUGGGUGGUACGAGUGUCAGAUGGCCACGGAGCCAAAGCUGAGUGCCAAAGUGCAUCUGCAGAUAGUCAAACCCAAGACUGAGCUGAUUGGGGAUCAGAGCCGCUUUGUGAAGGCGGGCAGCAAAGUGGCGCUGCACUGCAUCGUCCGUGGAACCUUGGAUCCGCCCAAGUACAUAAUCUGGUUCCGGGGCCAGAAGAAGAUAAGCGAAAGUGACGAGCAAACUGGCUGGUACACGCAGCUAGAUAGGAAUAUAUUCGGAACCGUGGGCGAUAAUCAGAACACGAUCGGAUCAUUAAUUAUACCGCUCGUGCGGAAAGAGGAUUCCGGCAAUUAUACGUGCCAGCCGUCGAACAGCGUCUCCGUAUCCGUGGACCUGCACGUGCUAAGCGGUGAAUAUUCCGCAUCGGCCAUCAUGUCAACGGCGGCAAGGACGACGAAAGGCGGUAGGAGCACGUACCACGCGAUGCUGGGACUCCUGGGAAUCCUUGGACUUCUCUGGGCAAUGCAGGGAGAGAUGCACACACCACCGGCCCAGACGUGACUCGCCUAUUGAACGCCUGGUCGUGGCGUCCGACUUCCAAUUAUUUGUAAGCUUUUGCGCCAUCUGCAGUUACGUAAUUUAGGUUAGAGAUUAAUUAAAGGCGGCCUUGUAAAUAGCGAUGAGAACAGCAGGAGCCCCGUCGACGCAGAAUUGACGGUUCUGUAAUUAGGUUAAAACGUUACCAUAACUCUCAUGUCUGCGUGUCUCACAUUAUCCGCUCUAUCCCCUAGCCCCUACUCCCCCCCAUAUCCAUUCCCAUAUCCAUCCCAUACUGAAUUCAAUCUAAUGUACAAUUCAAUUUAAGCAGAACCCCCAUUUCAAGUUGUGAAAUCGAAUCAAUAAUUAGAUUAUUGUCAGAGAGAGAUAAUAUUAUUAAAUGAAAAUAAUAAAACUGAAUCAUAAAAAUCC